GCUGCUUAUAAAUUACGUGGGCAAUGGCAGUUCUCUCCAGGCGUUCCAGAGCACGGUCUCUGCUCACGAAUCCCAAUAAGCGACAGCUCCCAUUAAUGCGCUUCUCCUCUUCCCCACCCUUCGUCAAACACGAGAAGCGAGCCAGCGAGACGCCGAGGGAGCCGCCACGGGAUCUCUCGGUUUCGAGCUACAAGGCCCUGAUUAAUCCCUCCGUCUCCCCAUCCCUUCUUCUCUCCUCUCCGACGCCUUGGUUGUUCUCUUCCACAAUCCCGGCUGAUAAAAAAGCGAUCUUGAUGGGUAAAGGGGGACAGAGUCAUGGGAGGGGUUGCGGCGGGGAGCGUCUCUCCCCGCCCUCGUCCUCCCCAUCAACUUUUCCGGCUUGGGCUCGAAGCGUGGCGGAAUGCGAGGCGGAGUUCAAGGUGUCGGCGGAGCGUGGGCUCUGCUCCGACGAGGUCCGGCGGCGCCACGAGGUCUACGGGUGGAACGAGCUCGAGAAGCACUCCGGGCCGUCGGUCUGGCAGCUGGUCCUCGAGCAGUUCCAGGACACUCUCGUCCGGAUCCUCCUCGGCGCCGCCGUCGUCUCCUUCGCCCUCGCCUGGUACAAUGGAGGCGAGGCCGGCGAUGCGGGCAUCACCGCCUUCGUCGAGCCCCUGGUCAUCUUCCUCAUCCUCAUCGUGAAUGCUGUGGUCGGGGUCUGGCAGGAGAACAACGCCGAGAAGGCCCUCGAAGCUUUGAAAGAGAUCCAGUCGGAGCAUGCCAUGGUGAAGAGGGACGGGGAAUGGCUCCCCAAUCUUCCGGCCAAGGAUCUGGUCCCCGGCGAUAUCGUGGAGCUCAAGGUCGGGGACAAGGUCCCGGCCGACAUGCGAGUCCUCCACCUCAUAAGCUCCACUCUCAGGGUAGAGCAGGGGUCGCUGACAGGGGAGAGCGCCGCCGUGAACAAGACCAACAAACGGGUGGAUUCCGACGACACCGAUAUCCAAGGAAAAGAAUGCAUGGUCUUUGCUGGUACCACUGUCGUCAAUGGGAGUUGUGUUUGUUUGGUUACUCAGACUGGAAUGAACACCGAAAUCGGCAAAAUACACUCUCAAAUUCACGAAGCUUCCCAAAGCGAAGACGAGACACCCCUGAAGAAGAAAUUGAAUGAGUUUGGUGAGUUACUUACUGCUAUAAUUGGCGUGAUUUGUGUGUUUGUUUGGCUGAUCAGCGUGAAGUACUUCUUGACUUGGGAGUAUGUCGAUGGCUGGCCGAGGAAUUUCAAGUUCUCUUUCGAGAAGUGCACCUAUUAUUUUGAAAUUGCGGUGGCUCUGGCUGUCGCUGCGAUCCCGGAGGGUUUGCCGGCGGUGAUCACAACUUGCUUGGCUCUGGGUACUCGAAAGAUGGCGCAGAAGAAUGCGCUGGUGCGGAAGCUGCCCAGUGUUGAGACCCUGGGGUGCACGACGGUGAUUUGUUCCGACAAGACCGGCACGCUGACCACAAACCAGAUGUCGGUGGUAAGGCUGGUGGCGAUGGGGCGCUCGACCAAUAUGCUUAGGAGUUUCAAAGUUGAUGGUACAACGUAUGAUCCUCAUGAUGGGAAGAUUCAUGAUUGGCCGACCGGCGACAUGGAUGAGAAUCUUCAGAUGAUUGCGAAGAUAGCUGCUGUUUGCAAUGAUGCAAGUAUUGGGCAUUCGGCUCAUCAGUUCGUUUCCAGUGGAAUGCCCACAGAGGCGGCUUUAAAGGUCCUGGUUGAGAAAAUGGGGCUUCCAGGAGGGUCUGCCACUUCAUCUUUAGAUUCUUCUGAGAUGUUACGAUGCUGUCAAUGGUGGAAUGGGAUUGCAAAGAGGAUAGCAACUCUUGAGUUUGACCGCAUGCGAAAAUCUAUGAGUGUCAUUGUGAAGUCAACCUCAGGAAGCAAUUCCUUGCUUGUGAAGGGAGCUGUAGAAAAUCUGUUAGAAAGGAGUACUUUUAUACAGUUGAUUGAUGGUUCUGUUGUACAGUUAGAUGAAAGUACGAAAGGUCUUAUUUUAGAAGCCCUUCAUGGCAUGUCAUCCAAUGCUUUGCGCUGUUUGGGUUUUGCAUAUAAGAAUGAUCUUUCAGAAUUCGCAACAUAUGAUGGCGAAAAUCAUCCUGCUCAUAAGAUUUUGCUUGAUCCAUCUAAUUACUCAUCAAUUGAGAGUGACCUCAUCUUUGCUGGCUUGGUUGGAUUGAGGGAUCCCCCUCGAGAAGAGGUUCACAAAGCAAUUGAGGACUGUAGAGCUGCUGGUAUUCGGGUCAUGGUCAUAACAGGUGAUAACAAAGAAACAGCAGAAGCAAUUUGCCGCGAAAUAGGUGUUUUUAGGACUGAAGAGGACAUUAGCUCAAAAAGCUUCACAGGGAAAGACUUUAUGUCUCUUCCUGAUAAAAAAAUUCAAUUGAGGCAAAAAGGUGGACUUCUUUUCUCGAGGGCUGAACCAAAGCACAAACAAGAAAUUGUGAGAUUGCUUAAAGAAGAUGGUGAGGUGGUUGCGAUGACAGGUGAUGGAGUGAAUGAUGCCCCUGCUCUGAAAUUGGCUGAUAUUGGUAUUGCCAUGGGCAUUGCUGGUACUGAGGUUGCUAAGGAAGCUUCAGACAUGGUGUUAGCAAAUGAUAAUUUCAGUACAAUAGUUGCUGCUGUUGGUGAAGGAAGAUCCAUCUACAACAAUAUGAAAGCCUUCAUAAGGUACAUGAUCUCCUCCAAUAUUGGUGAAGUUGCCUGCAUCUUUCUAACAGCGGCUUUAGGUAUCCCUGAAGGGCUAAUCCCGGUACAGCUUUUGUGGGUCAACCUCGUCACAGAUGGCCCGCCUGCAACUGCUUUGGGCUUUAACCCCCAAGAUAAAGAUAUCAUGAAGAAACCCCCUAGAAAAUGUGAUGAUUCAUUGAUCAAUGCAUGGAUCUUAUUCCGUUAUUUGGUCAUUGGGCUUUAUGUUGGCAUUGCAACCGUUGGUGUUUUCAUCAUAUGGUACACACAUGGAUCUUUCAUGGGAAUUGACUUGACUGGCGACGGCCACACACUUGUCACCUUUUCCCAGCUUUCCAACUGGGGCCAAUGCUCAUCCUGGGAAGGCUUCGAGGUCAACCCUUUCACUGCUGGAAGUAGGAAUUUCUCCUUUGAUGCCAACCCUUGUGACUAUUUCAAAACUGGAAAAGUGAAGGCAACAACCCUUUCACUCUCAGUCUUGGUGGCCAUAGAGAUGUUCAACUCUCUCAAUGCUCUGUCAGAAGAUGGCAGCCUCCUGAGUAUGCCUCCUUGGGUCAACCCAUGGCUUCUUCUGGCAAUGUCUGUCUCAUUUGGGUUGCAUUUUCUGAUCCUAUACGUACCAUUCCUUGCUCGAGUGUUUGGAAUUGUGCCGCUUAAUUUCAAUGAAUGGCUCUUGGUGUUGCUGGUCGCUUUCCCUGUAAUCCUCAUUGAUGAGGUUCUCAAGUUUGUCGGACGUUCCAAUGUCAGAAGAUUGUCUGCAAAGCACAAGGAUGACUGAAGCCCGGUCUGGGAGGACAGAUGCCACCGGUAGCAAUACAUGUUCAAUAUUAUCUUGGUGCAUCCUUGUAUUACGUGGACAAAAAUCAUUUUGCACAAACUUUCAUUCUUUAAUUCACCAUCAAGAGCCAACUUCAGGCCUUGACAAAACAAAGGCAAGAAUGGAGAAUCCGGGGAUAAUUGCAAUUAUUGCAUUUAAAGGAUUCAAGUUGUUUCUUUGUAUGUCUGAUAUAAAUAGAAAUAUCUGUUAUUUUGGUGAUCUAUUGGAUCUUA
Molecule: messenger RNA, 3745 nt
Organism: Elaeis guineensis (African oil palm)
Lineage: Eukaryota; Viridiplantae; Streptophyta; Magnoliopsida; Arecales; Arecaceae
Product: calcium-transporting ATPase 4, endoplasmic reticulum-type
Cellular component (GO): membrane
Molecular function (GO): ATP binding; ATP hydrolysis activity; transporter activity
Source: RefSeq, a predicted model, not a curated record